AUGGUCCAGCAAUUGAGAACACCAAACAGUGAAGCAAUACAAGAGGAAGCGGAGCUAUAUCAAUCGUUACUCCGCACUAUCCGUGAAUAUGAGAAGAAACAGAGUCCAAACACCAACGAGGUUAAAAACAAAACCCAACCCGGAGACGGUGCAAAACUCAUUGAGGAAGCCCUGAAGGGUAAAGUGGAUCCGAAUUCUGACGUCGUCAAUCUUCUGGAGAGAAUGUUCGUGGAUGAAGGAAACAGACACGAUCUACAACCUGAAGGUAUUAACAAGAUUGCUUCCAAAAAAGGAAAGGUUUUUGGAGACACACAUGACAGCCAUAAACUGACACCGGACCAGAUAGAUGAAUUAAAGAGCGGG
Messenger RNA from Saccostrea cuccullata (small rock oyster), 363 nucleotides. RefSeq lists its product as uncharacterized. NCBI's taxonomy places the organism in Eukaryota, Metazoa, Mollusca, Bivalvia, Ostreida, Ostreidae. The record is from RefSeq and is a predicted model, not a curated record. The annotation marks the transcript as partial. The transcript is spliced from 4 exons.